This is a messenger RNA of Pelmatolapia mariae (spotted tilapia), 8716 nucleotides long. It is a transcript of the gene smarca2, whose product is annotated as SWI/SNF related, matrix associated, actin dependent regulator of chromatin, subfamily a, member 2. The coding region runs from base 133 to 4902 and encodes 1589 amino acids. The record is from RefSeq and is a predicted model, not a curated record. NCBI's taxonomy places the organism in Eukaryota, Metazoa, Chordata, Actinopteri, Cichliformes, Cichlidae. Gene Ontology annotation, cellular component: nucleus. The transcript is spliced from 34 exons. Gene Ontology annotation, molecular function: histone binding; ATP-dependent chromatin remodeler activity; DNA binding. Gene Ontology annotation, biological process: positive regulation of transcription by RNA polymerase II.
AAACAACACCGAGGGGGAGUGAACUUAUGGACAGCAGUCAUAUUUUGAAGAAGUAUUAUAAAAAUUUCAUCUAAUUAUCUGCAAUUUCAAUCCAGCGAAAAGCUGUCUGGUACCUUCACGGGUAUUCAGUAGAUGUCCGGCCCCUCAGAGACAUCAGGUGGUAUGUCCCAUCCUGGCCCUUCUCCUGGGGCGGGUAUGUCCCCAGGGCCCAUCUUGGGCCCCAGCCCUGGACCAGAUCCCUCACCGAGCUCUGUUCACAGCAUGAUGGGCCCCAGCCCUGGACCCGGAACACCCAAUGCACCUCAUGGCAUGCAGGGCCAGGGACAAAGUGAUUACUCUCAGGACAGCAUGUACUCUAUGCAUAAGCCCAUGGAGGGGAUUAAUGACAAGUCAAUGGCAGAGGCAAUGCACUUUGGUCACAUGAAAGGUGUGGGGAUGAGGUCUCUCCAUAGUGGCAUGGGACCUCCACAGAGUCCUAUGGACCAGCACAGCCAAGGGUACAUGUCUCCCCACCCAUCCCCAAUAGGAGUCCAUGAGCACGCUUCAAGUCCCAUGUCAGGAGGCGGAGGUGGACCUACACCACCACACAUGCCCCCUGCCCAGUCAGGCCCUAUGAUGUCAAUGGAUCCCCAAGGAGGCAUGUCCAACAUGUCCAACAUGGGCCAGCAGGUGAGGGGGUCGUCUGCUUUUAGUCCAGUACAGCUGCAGCAGCUCAGAGCUCAGAUUCUGGCCUACAAGAUUCUGGGUCGUGGGCAGCCGCUACCGGAAAACCUUCAGCUGGCUGUUCAAGGUAAAAGGAGCCUACCCACAAUGCAACAGCAGCAGCAGCAGCAGCCACAACAACAGCCGCAGCCGCAGGCACCAAGUGCCAGUCCUUACAGCAGGCCUCCAGGUAUGCCAAUGGCACCUAUGGGGGGUCCCCAGUCGAGUCCCUGCCCAGCCCCGGCCAUGCAAGUACACAAUCAAAGCACAGGACCCAAGCCUUGGACUGAUGGUCAGUGUGCUGAAAAUCAAACCAUUGCACAGAAGCAGCUCACUCCUGUUGCUAGUGGUCGCCCCUCUCCUGCACCACCUCAGGCCUCUGCUGUGCCAGCUGGGCCCAUACCAGGCAGUUCGGGGACCCCUCAGCCUCCUGGGCAGCAGGGGUCCGUAAUGCUCCCGAUACAGCACAAACAGAACCGCAUCACGCCUAUCCAGAAGCCCCAGGGCUUGGACCCAGUGGGAAUCCUGCAGGAGAGAGAAUACAGACUGCAGGCUCGGAUUGCGCAUCGAAUCCAGGAACUGGAAAGUCUGCCAGGCUCGCUGCCUCCGGACCUCAGGACUAAAGCCACAGUGGAGCUCAAGGCUCUGCGUCUCCUAAACUUCCAGCGACAGCUGAGGCAGGACGUCGUGGCCUGUAUGAGACGAGACACGACCCUGGAGACGGCCCUCAACUCGAAGGCUUACCGGCGCAGCAAGCGGCAGACGCUGAGGGAGGCACGCAUGACCGAGAAGCUGGAGAAGCAGCAGAAGCUCGAGCAGGAAAAGAAGCGCAGGCAGAAACAUCAGGAAUAUCUCAACAGCAUCCUCCAACAUGCCAAGGACUUCAAAGAGUAUCACCGCUCUGUGUCCGGUAAGAUGCAGAAGCUCACCAGAGCCAUCGCCACCUGGCACACCAACACGGAGCGUGAGCAGAAGAAGGAGACGGAGAGAAUCGAGAAGGAGAGGAUGAGGAGACUCAUGGCAGAAGAUGAGGAAGGGUACCGAAAACUAAUCGAUCAAAAGAAAGACAAGCGUCUGGCCUACUUGCUGCAGCAGACGGAUGAAUAUGUGGCCAACCUCACCACCCUGGUGUAUGAACACAAAGCUGCUCAAGCUGCCAAGGAGAAGAAGAGGAGACGGAAGAGAAAGAAGAAGGUGGAUGGCGAUGGUGAAGGCACGAGCGCAAUUGGACCUGAUGGAGAGCCAAUGGAUGAAAGCAGCCAGAUGAGUGAGCUGCCUGUCAAAGUGAUUCAGACUGAGACCGGGAAAGUUUUGCAGGGAACCGAGGCCCCAAAAUCCAGCCAGCUGGAGGCUUGGCUCGAGAUGAACCCCGGGUAUGAAGUGGCCCCGCGGUCAGACAGCGAGGAGAGCGGCUCAGAGUUUGAAGAGGAGGAGGAAGAUGAGGCGUCCAAAGGAGAGACAGAGGAGAAGAAGAUAAUCGAUCCCAACGGAGAUGAAGUCACCAAGAGAGCUGCCAAGAACAUCAUCGAGUCAGCCAAGCAGGAUGUGGAUGAUGAGUACAGUGUUCCUACUGGCCAAACCAGCUCCCAGUCUUACUACGGCGUGGCCCACGCUGUCAUUGAGAGGGUGGAGAAGCAGUCGUCACUGUUGAUCAAUGGGAUGCUCAAACAGUACCAGAUUCAGGGGCUCGAGUGGAUGGUGUCCUUGUACAACAACAAUCUCAACGGCAUCUUGGCUGAUGAAAUGGGGCUCGGCAAAACCAUCCAAACCAUCGCCCUUAUCACCUACCUGAUGGAGCACAAGAGGCUCAAUGGUCCCUAUCUCAUCAUCGUUCCUCUCUCGACCUUGUCUAACUGGGUCUAUGAGCUUGACAAAUGGGCACCGUCUGUGGUUAAAAUUGCUUACAAGGGCACCCCUGCUUUGCGUCGUGGGCUUGUGCCUCAGCUCCGCAGCGGGAAGUUCAACGUCUUGCUGACCACCUAUGAAUACAUCAUCAAAGACAAGCAAAUACUGGCUAAGAUUCGCUGGAAGUACAUGAUCGUUGACGAGGGUCACCGCAUGAAGAACCACCACUGUAAACUGACACAGGUGCUGAACACGCACUACGUGGCUCCCCGUCGGCUGCUCCUCACCGGGACUCCUCUGCAGAACAAGCUGCCCGAGCUGUGGGCCCUGCUCAACUUCCUGCUGCCCACCAUCUUCAAGUGCUGCAGCACCUUCGAGCAGUGGUUUAACGCACCCUUCGCCAUGACAGGAGAGAGGGUUGACUUAAACGAGGAGGAAACCAUCUUGAUCAUCCGGCGUCUGCACAAAGUGCUCCGCCCGUUUCUCCUGCGCAGGCUGAAGAAAGAGGUGGAGUCUCAGCUGCCAGAGAAGGUGGAGUACGUCAUAAAAUGUGACAUGUCUGCCAUACAGAAGGUUCUGUACCGCCACAUGCAGAAAGGCAUCCUCCUCACUGACGGCUCAGAGAAAGACAAGAAGGGCAAAGGUGGAGCAAAGACCUUGAUGAACACCAUCAUGCAGCUGAAGAAGAUCUGCAACCACCCGUACAUGUUCCAGCACAUUGAAGAAUCCUUUGCUGAGCACUUGGGCUAUCCAAACGGCAUCAUCAGUGGGCCUGAUCUGUAUAGAGCAUCUGGGAAGUUUGAGCUCCUAGAUCGCAUCCUACCGAAGCUCCAGGCCACCAACCACAGAGUGCUGCUGUUCUGCCAGAUGACCUCUCUCAUGACAAUCAUGGAGGACUAUUUCGGAUACCGCAACUUUCAGUACUUGCGUCUUGAUGGAACCACCAAGUCCGAGGACCGAGCAGCACUGCUGAAGAAAUUCAAUGAGGAAGGCUCUCAGUACUUCAUCUUCCUCCUGAGUACCAGAGCUGGCGGCCUCGGCCUCAACCUGCAGGCUGCUGACACUGUGGUCAUCUUCGACAGUGACUGGAACCCACACCAGGACCUUCAGGCUCAGGACCGGGCUCACCGCAUCGGUCAGCAGAACGAGGUGCGCGUGCUUCGUCUCUGCACUGUCAACAGCGUCGAAGAGAAAAUCUUGGCUGCUGCCAAAUACAAACUGAACGUUGAUCAGAAGGUCAUCCAGGCCGGCAUGUUUGACCAGAAGUCGUCGAGCCACGAGCGCCGCGCCUUUCUCCAGGCCAUCUUGGAGCACGAGGAGCAGAACGAGGAGGAAGAUGAGGUGCCUGAUGAUGAAACUCUGAACCAGAUGAUAGCCCGCAAUGAGGAUGAAUUUGAGCUCUUCAUGCGCAUGGACAUGGACCGGCGCAGGGAGGAUGCUAGGAACCCAAAGCGUAAGCCUCGCCUAAUGGAGGAGGACGAGCUGCCUUCUUGGAUCAUCAAAGAUGACGCCGAAGUGGAGCGGCUCACCUACGAAGAGGAGGAGGAGAAGAUGUUUGGUCGAGGGUCUCGCUGCCGUCGGGACGUGGACUACAGCGACACACUGACUGAAAAACAGUGGCUGCGGGCGAUUGAAGAUGGAAACCUGGAGGAGAUGGAGGAGGAGAUCCGGCUGAAAAAGCGCAAACGCAAAAGACGUCAGGACAAGGACUCCGGCAGAGAGGACGGAGGCGCGAAGGCCAAGAAGAGACGUGGACGACCGCCAGCAGAGAAGCUGUCCCCCAACCCGCCCAGACUCACCAAGCAAAUGAACGCCAUCAUUGAUACAGUGAUCAACUACAGAGACGGCUCUGGAAGGCAACUCAGUGAGGUGUUUGUCCAGCUUCCAUCCAGGAAGGAACUCCCAGAAUAUUACGAGCUGAUCCGAAAACCUGUGGACUUCAAAAAAAUCAAGGAACGUGUGAGAAACCAUAAAUACAGGAAUGUGGGGGACCUGGAGAAGGACGUGAUGCUGCUCUGUCAAAACGCACAGACCUUCAACUUGGAGGGAUCCCAGAUAUACGAGGACUCCAUCGUUCUUCAGUCUGUUUUCAAGAGCGCCAGACAGAAGAUCGCCAAGGACGAUGACAGCGAUGAUGACAGUGACGAGGAGGAGGACGACGACGACGAUGACUCAGAGGCCGAGGCCAAGUCAGUGCGGGUAAAGAUCAAGCUGAGCAGGGAGGCACGCGGCCACGACAAAGGCAAGAAGAGGCAGAGCCGAGGGAAGGCCAAGCCGGUGGUCAGCGACGACGACAGCGACGAGGACCAGGAUGAUAAUGAUCAAUCAGACAAGAGCAAAAGUGAUGACGAGUGACGAAGGAGAAGCAAGGGCGCGAGGAUAUUGUUUACAGCACUUAGAAACAAAGGACAAUAUCUUCCAUUGCUGUUGUUCAGGUUCAUGUUCCUUAAACUUUGCUCCGUGUGUCUUCUGUGUGUCUGUAGGGUGUAUUCUCAUCUCCUCUCCCACCAGCUUAGAAAUGUAUUACUUACAAUCGAUAACAUACAGCAAUACCAAUCAGCUUAUAUUUCUCUUUUUAAGACAAUUUUGUAGUAUAUUUUUUAACUACGUGCUUUAACAAAACACACAAAAAAUGUACAAAAAAGAAAAACACACAUUGGUCAUCCUAUUUGCGCUUUUGCUUUGUUUGUAAUCGCUUGCUUGCACUUUAAAAAAAAACCCUCAGUAUCUUGAUUUUUAAAAAGUCAAAUAAAACAAAAAUAUGUAUCACCAGUGAAAUCAAAGCUAAUUUGGAGAAAUGGCAAUCAGUUUUUUAAGUUUUGGAUUUAUUGUUUUUAACGUGUGCCGUGCCAAAUGUAGACAAACUGACCGUUAGCUUAACCCCUCCCACGCACAGCGUCUGUCCAAUCACAGCUAGGCUUUUUUAAGCUUGUACGAAAUAAAUAUGGAAGUAAAAGAUUUAAUAGUUAUCUGCCUCAGUGUGUAGAUUAAACACACUGUCAGUGUGUGUGCUCCUCAAAGAAGCUAACACCUGCUAACUGGCCCAGGCUGAGGUCACCUUAUUCUGUGGGGUGAGUGGACACGUGUAAAGAGCCUGGUGGAAGACUGAAUCAUUAGCUGGACAGCGUUUGGAACAGUCCACAGUCCAGUCCAAGUCCUCAAACUGUUGAAAGCUAGGCUCACUUCUGUGUUAGCAUGUAGACCACAGUCUGAGCAGCUGUGUGUCACAGAUGAGUCCACAGUUACAACACUUUCUCUCAGAACUGUAAAGAAUGCAGUGGAGAAACCCAAAGUUCACUUCUGUUGUUCAUCAUAGAACAAUCCAGUUAAAUCUCAUGGUUUAGUCUAGAAAUGGGCAGAAGUUUCAGGCGGGGUCCUCGUGGUUCCAAUGAAGCCUUUCGCUGUUUGUCGUGAACCAAAGUGGGUUAGGGUCCUUUCACCUGCCUCGAAUGCCCCAGGGAGGGCUUGAAUCUUAAAGGAGGAGAACUCCCGCAGGACUCACAUUGAGGCAGACAUUUCUUGACGAGUGGCAAAAUGAGAGAUGUUGAUUUCAUUGUGGUGCAGACAGCCUACAGUCACCUUGACCUGGUAGAGGCGACGAGUGGGUGAACGUUGAGGUACUUCUGAGUUUUCCAGCUGCUCUGAAACUCUGGCCACUAACUGUACUUUAAUCCAGCGUCUCCCUCAGGGUGCACAUCAGUCUGUGGAGAUGCACUUUUGUCUCUUAUCUGGGACUUCCUCGAACGCAAUUAUCUCUUCAGCCUCUUUAUCUAUCCUAUCCUCACGUGCACAUCCUCGCUGAUAUCCCUGUUAUUACCAUCAGUGACUGAGGGCUGUAUGUAAGCUGUCUAAAUGUGAUAUGUCAGCUCAGUCUCAGUCCUGCAGCAGCGGCGGGCUCGCUGAGUAGCACAGCGUACUGCUGCGACAUCAGGAACAGCUGUGUGCUUCAUCAAACAUUCACACACACCUGAUUACUUAUAUAUUUACCUACAGUAACAGGACAUUAUAUAGAUCACAUAGUACUAAGACAGGGCAUUUUAGUCAUCACAAAACAAAUGUACAUAUUAAUCAGCCUCUGAGCCUGACACUGAGACACACAGGCCCUCUUGAUCAAAUCUCUUUGUGUUCUGUUAUUACGUUACAGUUCACACGAGGCCUGUUCUCUGCUUUCUGCUCCAUCAGCCCCACCUUAAAGCUUCCUCCUGCUCUCUCCCAAAGCAGCAUGUUGGCUGCUGUCCUUCACCUCCUGCUCUCCUACAUCUCGUUCUUCAUUAGCUACAGCUGCCUCCUUUCUUUCACCUGCCACAGCAACUGUGGAAAUAUGAAAACAGACUGUAACACUGGGCCGAUUAUUAGCGUGUUUUUCCUUUGGUCUGUAGGUACUCUGUUGUGCUGUUACCGUUGGUCCAGCAUGUCUUUGAACCUCCUUAAGAGCGGUCUUUUUGAGUCUUUGGAACUAACAUAAUUGUUUUCAUUGGUUUGAACAGUCGAUAAAUGCUGAGCAGCUGCUGAUAGAUGUCUUUGUAGCUAUGUGGUGUGAGGGAUUCCCCGAACAGUCUCAUGUCACUGCCCUUACUGUUUGGCCCCGUCAUCAGUUUACAACAGUGAUUCACUGUUAGGUACCCAGGGCUGCAGGGCAGAACACGCUCUACUGCAUGCUGCAAACAAGCAAUGUGUCCGUACUUUGAAGAAGAAAGUACUUUUAGAAGAACAUGAUUUGGUUGCAUGUGGGCUCUGUAAGGGAAAGCCAACACAUAACCACUAAACAGCAACUUACUGAGCAGUUUUGCUGUUAGCCCACCAAUUAUAGCCAGUGACUGUGAUUGUUAGACUAAGUGAGUAGUCUAAAUUUCACAAUAUGUUUAGACUGUUUGGACAUUAGAAUACUAACUGCUUCCUCUGAUUCUCUCUGGAGACCUGAUGACUUGUUAUCAGUUUGCAGAGAUACAAAUGGCGUGAAGUGCUCAGCUGUGUCCCUGCAUCGCCUUUAUCAGCCUCUAAAAAUUCCCAAACAGUUCACACGUUUAGUUAAAGAUCGGCAGUUGCAGAUUUUCACAGCUCACUGAGCUCAGCACCUUGUUCAUGAGUAGAGCCUGCCUGCACAUUGAGAUAUAGACUCUCUGCAUCAGCUUUUUGUUUUUAAAAGGGAACAUUUGUUUCUUUAAAGGUAUUUAAAUUCAUACUGUAGACAUUUCUAAAUACUGGGGAUGUUAUAAUACUGUGAUAUCACCAAGGCCUCAUGUACAGAGACGCCAUGUCCCUGUUGUAACUUAAAUAUCCAAACAAAAUAAAAAAGGAUCUUUAAAUACUCGCUAAGAACUUUUUGGAUUAGCUGGCGGGAGCAGAGCUGUACUCGUGUGUUUCUAUACGUUCACCUCAUGUUGAAGCUUUACAGUUGCAGUAACUGUAACAGGAGGGCGGGGCUUAGCAAACGGUCAGUAACGCGACUACAGGAUUGUGAAAGCACAGGCAGAUAAAAACGUGCGUUUGUAGCUGACAGAUGAACUUGACACAGCCAGAAAUGUCCAACGCUUUUUUAACCGCUUCUAGUAAGAAAAAUAUAAUCGCACAUGAUUUAUGGGAGGUUCACGUGGUUCAUGUGUUCUUCCUCUAAUGUUUUUAAGAUUUUCUGUAUCACAGCGUUGUCGCAUUAAUUUUCUCGUUUUGUUGGAGUUAUUUUCUACGUAGAAAGCUCGUAGAGUCUCGUUUCAGACAGCGGAUUCACGGGAAACAUCUCGCUUCGGGGAAUGAAACCGGAUUCUGUCGUAGCGGUAAAUGAGCGUCUGAAUACAUGUUACAGUCGUUUUGCAAAAAAAAAGAAAAUGAAAUCAUAAAAAUCUGAAAAAUAAGUGUAACAAACCGAGUCUGACGGGUUGGUAACGGCCUGAAUUACUACAAAGAAAACAGUAUUAUGAGAUUAAUGAGACAGUGUCGGUUUGUUUCAGGUGUUUGUGUUCCUUGUGAAUUAGUUCUAAGCCCUCAUUUUAUUGUUUAUGUGUUAUUUGUAGCAUGCACUCUUGACAGUAUACCGUGCACAUGCAGAUAUAUCAUUUUUGUGUAAUAUGUGCUUGGCGACUCUCCGUAAGUGUGACUUAAUCUUUGCUUUCUUUGCACAGUGUCUUUGUGGUUGUAUCUCAUAGCCCAGGGCAAAUAAACAUCACUGAUUUCC